This is a messenger RNA of Heterobasidion irregulare TC 32-1, 1820 nucleotides long. Its product is annotated as MFS sugar transporter. The record is from RefSeq and is a predicted model, not a curated record. The coding region runs from base 14 to 1576 and encodes 520 amino acids. The transcript is spliced from 11 exons. NCBI's taxonomy places the organism in Eukaryota, Fungi, Basidiomycota, Agaricomycetes, Russulales, Bondarzewiaceae. Gene Ontology annotation, cellular component: membrane. Gene Ontology annotation, molecular function: carbohydrate:proton symporter activity. Gene Ontology annotation, biological process: transmembrane transport; carbohydrate transport.
CCAGGAUUGAGCCAUGUCCACCGAGCUCUUUAAGAACAUCCGCGUGUACUGGACGGCUUUCGUCGCCUACUGGGGCAUCUUCCUGUUCGGAUAUGACACCGGUAUAGCGGGAGGAGUCGUAAAAUCAUUGUAUUUUCAGGUCGAAUUUGGCAUGCGGCCUGCAACAGGUCCGAGCGAUCCAGUCAGAAUCAACAAUAUCUCGCAAAAUGUUGUGUCUGUCCUUAUGGCGGGAGCAUUCUUUGGCGCCCUUGGCAGCGCACCAAUCUCCUCCACCAUAGGAAGACGAUAUACUCUACUUGGGUUCUCCUUGAUAUUUACGGUCGGUGCUAUUCUCACCACGGUCGCUGGCGGCAGCCGCGGAUUAGGGUAUAUCUACGGCGGACGUGUUGUUUCUGGAUUCGGGAUCGGUGGUAUCUCAGCUGUUGCCCCAGCCUAUGUAUCCGAAUGUUGUCCCAAAAACGUUCGUGGUCGUAUCACUGGUAUGUUCCAGAUCAUGGUGGCCUUGGGUGUCAUGAUCUCCUACUUUGUCAACUUUGGAAUCAGUGAGCAUGUCGCAAAUAGCUCGAAAGUAUGGAGGGUACCAUUCGGGUUCCAACUCGUGCCGGCUGGUAUGAUGGCCCUCGGCCUGCUGACCACCAAGGAGUCUCCCCGUUGGCUAGCUACCAAGGGCCGUACGGCAGAUGCUAUCAAAAAUCUUGCCUACCUCCGGAGAGCAGAUCCAGACUCAGAUGAAAUUCGCACAGAGUAUGUUGAGAUUGAGGCGGCUAUUAAUGAGGAACGCGAGGCGCGACGUGAUCUAGGGUUCAAGGAGGCGUUUCUUGGCAAAGGAAACUGGAUCAGGUUCUUGAUCGCGUUCUCCAUCUUCUUCCUCCAGCAAUGGAGCGGACAGAAUUCAGUCGGCUAUUACGCACCACAGAUUUUUGAAUCGAUCGGAUACGAAGGCAAUACAAACUCGCUCCUAGCUUCUGGCAUUUACGGUAUCGUAAAGGUCGUGGCCACCGCGAUCUUUGUGUUCUACUUGGCGGACUCCCUCGGUCGUAAGAUGUCGCUUUUCAUCUCCGCUAUGGGCAUGGGUAUUCUGUUCUUCAUUGUCGGUGCAAUCUUGAAGACACACCCACCUGAUGCCACGGCAGGCUCUGGUACGCCAGCGCCGGCGUCAAGGGCCAUGGCAGCGAUGAUCUAUAUAUACGUUUGUUUUUACUCCAUGGGCUGGGGGCCAUUGCCAUGGGUUUACGUUUCCGAUAUCUUUCCAACACGGACACGGCAUUACGGGUUGUCUGUGGCGUCAGCAUCGCAAUGGCUCUGGAAUUUUGUUGUGUCCAGAGUGACGCUCACCAUUAUCAAUAACAUCGGGUACAAGGUCUUUCUUAUGUUCGCCACACUCAACAUCGGCGCCAUGGCCACCUUUUCCUUAGCAAUUCCAGAAACAAAGGGACGCUCCCUCGAGGAGAUGGAUAUCAUCUUCGGCACCGUAUCUCUGGAACAGCGUCGUGCUGACAUCGCACAGCAAGAACGUGGACUGGAGCACGACAAGAACGAGACCACGUCAGAGCAGUCCAUCGAUCGCAAAGUUUGAUUGAAGCCUCGUGAGGACCUUCCUUGGAGCAACAUGUACUACUUACGUUACUUCGCGUUUGUGCUGCUGCUGACUAUGGCGCACAAUUUCCCCUUGUCUUUCUGAUCACGGCAUUUACUGCUGAUCUACUGUGAUGAGUAGACGACUUCUGUACACACAUCUGUAUUUUACGAAACGGUUGCCAUGCUUUUGGGAUUCCAAGUAUAUUUACUGGCCAUAAUUUCUAAGUCAUUCGUCAAAGUUG